Molecule: messenger RNA, 1524 nt
Organism: Alternaria arborescens
Lineage: Eukaryota; Fungi; Ascomycota; Dothideomycetes; Pleosporales; Pleosporaceae
Exons: 4
Coding region: 1-1524 (507 amino acids)
Cellular component (GO): membrane
Source: RefSeq, a predicted model, not a curated record
AUGUCGCAACUAAUUAAUCGCAUUCGCCUACCACGCGCAUUUCGCCCUCCGGCCCAGAUCAACGCAGAAGAAGGCACAAAUGGACAUCCAGAAACGAAUCGUGGGAAAACAGCGCCCAAGGAAGCUGAGGAUGGCAAGGACAAAUCGCAACAGUCUGACAUGCAACCUGUGGGGUUCUGGCAUCCCGAUCUUCGACAAGUUCGAAAUCGCGCUGUCGUAAAGUGGAUCAUCACGACGGCCUUCUUGAUGGCAUUCAUUUUGGCUGUGCUAUCGCUGUACUGGGCUGUGUUCUUCAAGGUCGAGAACAGGCUAAGCCAUUUGCUGGUUUACGUUGUGGAUAUGGAUGGAGCGGCGCCUUAUGACAACACCGGGAACGCGCCCUUCGUUGGACCGACUAUCACGCAACUUGUACAACAGCAGUUGAGCAGCGGCCAGCCGACGCUGGGAUGGGGCGUCCGGCCCGGUUCAGACUUCAACAACGACCCGAUACAAGUCCGACAGGCAGUCUACAAUUGGGAUGCCUGGGCUGCUAUUAUCAUCAAUCCUAACGCGAGCGCGCUAUUGUACUCCGCUAUCGCCAACGGCAACGCAAGUUACGAUCCUCUGGGAGCGUGUCAGUUGAUCUACCAAGAUGCGAGAGAUGAUACCAACUGGUUUGAUUUCAUGUUUCCCAUCAUCAGUCAGUUCAUGACCCAGGCACAAAGUAUGGUCGGACAGCAAUGGGCACAGAUGGCGAUGCAGCGUGCGAGCGAUCCAGCAGUGCUUUCAAAUAUCCAAAACGUGCCCCAAGCCAUCAAUCCAGCGAUUGGCUUCUCCGAGUUCAACCUGCGGCCUUUCUAUCCGUACACUGGUAUCCCUGCCGUAUCCAUCGGACUCAUUUAUCUUAUCAUUAUAUCGUUCUUUAGCUUCUCCUUCUAUAUGCCCAUUCACAUGCAAUACCUCAAGCCCGAAAACCACCCACCGCUCAAGUUUCCCCACCUCAUCAUCUGGCGCUGGUGCGCUACGAUAUCCGCCUACUUUAUGCUCUCCCUUGCCUACUCGUUCGUCUCGAUGGCUUUCCAGAUCAACUUCUGGCACACAAAUUCCAUCACCAGCGAAACACAAGUCACAAACAUGAUGGAGGGUAACCCAGUCGCUUAUGGAAGUGGAACCUUUGUGGUAUACUGGAUGCUCAACUUCUUUGGCAUGAUUGCGCUGGGAUUGGCGUGUGAGAAUGUGGCAAUGGUAGUGGGUAUGCCGUGGAUGGGACUGUUCUUGAUCUUCUGGGUCAUCAGCAACGUGUCCACUUCUUUCUACGACAUUGAGAUUGCGCCUGGAUUUUACCGAUGGGGAUAUGCUUGGCCUCUACAUUCGAUUGUCGAAGGGAGUCGGUCGAUAUUGUUCGAUUUACAUUCAAGAAUAGGUCUGGACUUUGGUAUUCUAAUCGCCUGGGGUGCUGUAAAUACACUGUUCUUCCCGCUCUGUUGUUGGUUCAUGAGAUGGAAGACACAGCAUAACAUCCAUGAGUACUGGCCUCUGGACUAA